Messenger RNA from Ogataea philodendri, 324 nucleotides. RefSeq lists its product as uncharacterized. The record is from RefSeq and is a predicted model, not a curated record. The transcript has a single exon. Lineage: Eukaryota; Fungi; Ascomycota; Pichiomycetes; Pichiales; Pichiaceae. Gene Ontology annotation, biological process: protein folding. Gene Ontology annotation, molecular function: protein folding chaperone. Bases 1 to 324 code for a protein of 107 amino acids. Gene Ontology annotation, cellular component: cytoplasm; prefoldin complex.
AUGUCGCUCCAGGCAAAGUACGACAACUUCCAGCAGACCAUCGAGUCGCUCAACACGAAGAUCGUCCAGCUGCACGCGCAGGCCGACGAGCACGCGGUCGUGCUGGAGACGCUGAAGGAGGUGCCUGCGGAACGCCGGUGCUACCGCAUGAUUGGCGGGUCGCUUGUGGAGCUGCGUGCGGGCGAGGCGUCGAAAGUGCUGGCCGAAAACCUACAGGGCAUGAAGAGCACGACUGAGAAGCUCACCGAGGAGCUUAAGACGCAGCAGAAACAGUUUCUGGACUGGAAGGAGAAAAAUAACAUCAAAAUAGUCAAGGCUAAUUAA